Messenger RNA from Oncorhynchus nerka (sockeye salmon), 3152 nucleotides. RefSeq names its product homeobox protein Hox-D9a-like. The transcript is spliced from 2 exons. Gene Ontology annotation, biological process: proximal/distal pattern formation; anterior/posterior pattern specification; embryonic skeletal system morphogenesis. The coding region runs from base 83 to 886 and encodes 267 amino acids. The record is from RefSeq and is a predicted model, not a curated record. NCBI's taxonomy places the organism in Eukaryota, Metazoa, Chordata, Actinopteri, Salmoniformes, Salmonidae. Gene Ontology annotation, cellular component: nucleus. Gene Ontology annotation, molecular function: RNA polymerase II cis-regulatory region sequence-specific DNA binding; DNA-binding transcription factor activity, RNA polymerase II-specific.
GCCAGCAAAAAUACUGUGAUUGUUCAGAGGAAAGGUUUCCAUAACAGUGUAACCUUUUAUAUGACUACGAAGGGAUCCAAAAAUGUCGACCAGUAGCACUCUAAGUAACUAUUAUGUGGACUCUAUAAUGGGGCAUGAAGCAGAGGAUGUGUACAGGCCACGCUUUGUCCAGUCUCCGCACAGUACGACCUCAAUGCCACCAGGUGUUGGGGACAAUGUAGAUUUUUCCUCCUGCAGUUUUGCACCCAAAUCAGCCGUUUUCCCCGGGUCUUGGUCCUCGGUCCACACGCAGUCCACCGCCGCAGUAUCAGGGAUUUACCAUCCUUACGUCCAGUCCCACCUCUCCGCAGCAGACAGCAGAUAUGUUCGUUCGUGGAUAGACCCAAUUUCUAACAACGUUUCUUUCUCCGGCUUUCACUAUAACAGCCGGCAUUAUGGAACAAAUGGAACCAAGCCCGAAAGUUUACCACUGAAAAGGACUGAGAGUGCCACUUUCGAGCCAGAGACUCGGGUGGUUGUCCGUGGCCCUGGUUAUGCUUGUGGAUUGUCCGAAUGUCCGAAAAAUGUGGCCAAAGAGAGCGUUGGCAGUGAUACUUCGAAUCACAGCGAGCCUAAAGAAGAGAAAAAACGACUUGACCAAAACAACCCUGCAGCAAACUGGAUUCAUGCACGUUCAACAAGGAAGAAGCGAUGUCCAUAUACAAAAUAUCAGACACUAGAACUGGAAAAAGAAUUCCUUUACAACAUGUAUUUGACACGAGAUCGACGAAACGAAAUGGCUCGAAAUCUCAAUUUAACUGAAAGACAGGUCAAAAUCUGGUUCCAGAACAGAAGAAUGAAAAUGAAAAAGAUGAACAGAGAGAGGGGCAGUAAGGAUCACUUAUAGCCCACGCUAGAGUGGAUUUGUAAUCCUUCGCCUUGUGAUGUACCAUAUUGUUGUGAUUACUUGGAAUAUAACGUUCUUUCUUUUUUGGGGGGGGUUUGAAUCAAAGUUAAUGUUGAGUCUUAAUCGAAUUACUCCAGAACUCGAGUAUUUAUGCCCAGUAUGAGCCCAUGGGAAUGUGCUUGCGUAUCGUUUUCUUCGUGGUGUAUUUGAACAAUGUCAUGUUUUCAGAUGAUAUAUUUGUGCUAAUAUUUUCAGUGAAUAUUGUAGGCCUAAUUCAGUGAAAGAUCCAUCACGCAAAUUGGAAAUUAUAUAACUUACUUAAAAGGUAGAGGCUGACUGAUUAUGUUUGUAAGGCUGGGACUAUAAUUUAAAAUGAAAUUAUACUCUUUAUUAGUAUUUAUAUUAGUUUCAUGGUGUUUUUUUCUGAGAUUAGUUUUGAAAUGAGACAUGAUUGGGCGUAGCCUUAAUCUUAGCAUAUUCCUGCAUUUUCCGAAUCCAAUUCAGGCUGUAUUUAAGGUUCCCUUGCACUAAUGCAGUAGUUUGCAGAAUUGAGAGAUAUGACUAAUAUCGCCUUAUUGCAAAACUGAAAUUAGAACUAUUUGGUGACUAGGAAAGUAGGACUAAUGAGAAGGUUUCUUUCUCUUAAAUAAAUGCAUUUGGUUAAUCUGUAUACGAGAUUCAAUGAUUGGAUAUUUCGUUGUAUUUUUUUUUAAGUUCAUCAGAAUGAAACAACGUAAAGUGUCAUUUGGAAUACUGAACUCACAUUUUAGAAACAUUUUUUUCAUAAUAUGAAUUUGGCUUACAAGGUGGUUGGAUUUCACUUGAAUAGGAGAAUGUUGCAUUGUUUAAAGAGGUAAUAAAGUAUUUAUGAUUGGGAGAGGUGUUGCACUGAUCUCCAAUUUAUUGUCCAACCUGUACGUAUAAUUGCUUUAAAGCAGGAAGAACAGUGGUCCCAUAAAGAUAUAUAGAUGGCUAGACGUCUGGUCUAAAUUACUUUAUGAGCCAGGGUACCUCUCUCCCUUCAAACCCUCUUACGUGUUUGAGUCUUUUUGCUGACAAACAAAAAUGCAGACACUUUCUACAGGGUGUCUGGUCGAUAAAUUGUUUUUCUUCGCGACUGAGAGGAAAUCAGCCCCCCUAAUGUAAAGAAAGUCAUGUUUAUUCACCAUCUAUCUACAUGUCCUACCGAGAGGGCCAAAACUUCACUUUGACUGCUGCGUAAAAGGCCGUUUACAGUGGUGAUUCUAUUGGUACUGAAAGGGUGGAUUUAAACCCGGUUUCUGAAAUACAUUGAAAUAUGUCAAGUAAUGUCUAUUCUGUGUAACAACCUUUUAAAAAACGGAAAAAAACCGGUUGGAUUUGAAUGUAUGCGUAUGAUCAUUUUGGUUGGUUUGGAAAAAAUAAAUUAUGAUAAUUGACACAUAGUAAAGGUAUAUUCUCCAAGCAUUGGUAAAGUAUCAUACUAGAUAGUAUUUACUAAUGAAGAGACAACUUAUUCUAUAGGUCACUAGGAAAUCAUUUAGUUGAAAAUCAGGAGCGCUAGAGGGCGACGUUGUUCGACAGAAGACCGCAUCUCUAUCGAUGACGAUGGGUUGAGGGCGAGGGGCCGUAAAGAUUUUUUUAGCGACGAUGUUCAAUGAAUUAAUGAAAAAUAUUUUUUGUAAACAUUGACGAGGGGCUUUGGUGCAUCGCUUUUAUCGAUAUAUGGAAUAUUUUGACCUAUUUUGACCUAUAAGGCUAUUGCAGCUAUUUCAGAUUCUGCUAAAAAUACUCCUUCAGUCUAUUGUUGACUGUAGAUUUGUAUUUUAACGCGUAAAUAUAAUGACUAACAAAGUAAUUACCUCUGUUGAUAACAGAAAACAGUUCAAAUAUGCUUUUACAUUAGAGCAAUUGGGUGUAAUAUUUAUUAUUAUUACUAUAAUAAUAAUAAUUAUUAUCAUCAUCAUCAAUAUAAUUAUUCUGAUGGUUAUUAUUAAUAUUAUUAUGUAUAUACUGUUGCUAGUUUUUUUUUAUACAGAAAUGUCCUGGAUAUGUUAGUGAAUACAGAAGAUCAAUGAAAAGGAAAGGGCACAUAUAUGAAAAUAUUGACAAUGUUUUCCUUCAUGGGACAAAGACAAGACUGAAUUCACUCCGCUUUUCAUGUGUAUUUUCAGCCUUAUUCACAUAUGUUGACGGAUGUUAACGGAUGUUAGCUGUUGUUGGAUUUGUUGGAUUUUUAGCUCCUAUAUGUGAUUAUAUCAUAGCAUAUCUCAUGCCCUUAACUGUG